Aspergillus pseudotamarii is the source of this 2379-nucleotide messenger RNA. Its product is annotated as glycoside hydrolase family 95 protein. The coding region runs from base 1 to 2379 and encodes 792 amino acids. Gene Ontology annotation, biological process: carbohydrate metabolic process. Gene Ontology annotation, molecular function: alpha-L-fucosidase activity. The transcript is spliced from 3 exons. The record is from RefSeq and is a predicted model, not a curated record. Lineage: Eukaryota; Fungi; Ascomycota; Eurotiomycetes; Eurotiales; Aspergillaceae.
AUGUUACUCUUUCCCCUUCUACAGUUAGCUGUUUGGGCCACCAUUGUCCACGCCCGCUUCGAUCCAUCCCGCUUCACAUGGUACACCUCGCCGGCGAACAACUUCACCUCAGCACUACCACUAGGAAAUGGCCGACUUGGUGCAGCAGUAUGGGGUUCGACCGUAGAAAAUAUAACCCUGAAUGAGAACUCCAUAUGGAGCGGCCAGUUCAUGGACCGCGUUAACCCGGACGCAUACAGCGCUCUAGACCCCGUCAGGUCUAUGCUUAAACAAGGGAACGUCACAACAGCUGGACAGAUGACGUUGGCGAGAAUGGUUGGCAGUCCUGAUGAGCCACGGGCUUAUCAUCCGCUUGGUUCGUUGGUGCUGGACUUCGGCCAUGAGGAUUCGCAUGUAGAGAACUAUACCCGCUCGUUGGAUUUGCUCAAAGGCCGUGCGGUCGUGAACUAUGAGUAUCAUGGUGUUCAAUUCCGGCGGGAGUACGUCGCAAGCCAUCCAGCGGGAGUGAUUGCCGCUAGGCUUAGUGCUAGCGACGCUGGUCGGUUAAAUGUCGCUGCUUCGCUUUCUCGCGGUCGCUACGUCGCAGAGAAUGUAGCGACCGUGGGAAAUGACACUGGAUCACUCAAAUUGCGCGCCUCGUCGGCCGAGUCAGAUGCGAUCAACUUUUCGGCAGGGGCUCGUAUUGUCGCUCAUGGAGGGCGUGUGUCGUGCAACGAGACUUCGGUCAUAGUCAAGAACGCAACGAUUGUGGACAUCUUCAUUGAUGCCGAAACGUCCUAUCGUUUCGAAGGUCAGGAAGCAUGGGAGGCCGAAAUACAGCGCAAGCUAGAUGCAGCCGUGUGGGCCGGUUUUUCUGCCAUCAAACAGUCGGCCACGGCUGAUCAUGAAGCCCUCGCAGGCCGAGUGCAUCUCGAUUUGGGGUCGUCUCGUGCGGCAAGUGAUUUGCCCACUGAUGUCCGGCUUGAAAGAUACAAGACCGACCCUGACGCGGACCCCGAACUAGUGACCCUCAUGUUCCAGUUCGGUCGGUAUUCUCUUAUCGCAUCAUCACGCGAGACUGGCACUUCGCCGUUACCUCCUAAUCUCCAAGGGCUCUGGAAUGAGGACUACGAGCCUGCAUGGGGAGGGCGCUACACGGUUAAUAUUAACCUGGAGAUGAACUACUGGCCCGCCGGCGUGACGAACUUGGCAGAGACGUUAGGGCCGUUGAUAUCUCUCCUCGAAACCGUGAAGCCCCGUGGCCAAGAUAUCGCACGGCGUAUGUACCACUGCGAUAAUGGAGGCUAUGUUUUACAUCACAACACGGACCUCUGGGGAGACGCUGUCCCAGUGAAUAACGGAACGAAGUGGACAAUGUGGCCGAUGGGGGGUGCUUGGCUAUCGGCGAAUCUAAUGGAAUAUUACCGUUUCACGCAGGACACAACUCUCCUGAAAGAACGUAUAUGGCCGCUCUUGCAGUCUGCUGCUCAAUUCUACCACUGCUAUUUAUUCCCCUUCAACGGGUAUCUGAGCACAGGACCUUCAUCUUCGCCGGAAAAUGCGUUCGCCGUACCCAAUGAUAUGAGCGAAAGCGGUAAAGAGGAGGGCAUCGACAUCGCUCCGACGAUGGACAACACACUCCUAUCAGACCUCUUCCAUUCUAUCAUAGAAACCGGCAAUAUCGUCGGUAUCAACAACACAGACACCGCCAGAGCCGCAUCCUCUUUACCACGUAUUAAACACCCUCAAAUUGGAUCCUACGGACAAAUCCUCGAAUGGCGGCACGAAUACGACGAAACAGAACCAGGCCAUCGACACAUGAGUCCUAUCUUCGGCCUCUUCCCAGGCUCACAGAUGACACCCCUCGUAAACUCAACAUUAGCCGCCGCGGCGAAAGUCCUGCUGGACCACCGUAUCGCCCAUGGCAGCGGUAGUACGGGUUGGUCGCGAGCGUGGACUAUAAGUCUUUACUCUCGCUCGUUCGAUGGAGACGCCGCGUGGAACCACACGCAGGUCUUUCUGAAGACGUAUCCGAGUGCGAAUUUGUGGAAUACAGACUCGGGCCCUGGGUCAGCCUUUCAGAUUGAUGGUAACUUUGGGUUCACGGCGGGCGUUGCUGAGAUGCUGCUGCAGAGUCAUGCUGGGGUGGUGCAUUUGUUGCCGGCUUUACCGUCUGCUGUAACAAAUGGGAAGGUGUCUGGGUUGGUGGCGAGGGGGAACUUUGUGGUUGAUAUGGAAUGGUCUCAUGGCAAGUUGACCUGGGCGAGAGUAACCGCUAGAGCUAGAGGGAAGCUGGUGAUACGUGUGCAGGAUGGACGACUGUUUAGUGUUAAUGGGAGUGCAUAUACCGAGGAGAUUUCGAGUAUGGAGGGUCAGGUAUACGAGAUCUCACUGCCAUAG